Molecule: messenger RNA, 1389 nt
Organism: Acyrthosiphon pisum (pea aphid)
Lineage: Eukaryota; Metazoa; Arthropoda; Insecta; Hemiptera; Aphididae
Product: ankyrin repeat, PH and SEC7 domain containing protein secG
Exons: 2
Coding region: 34-1281 (415 amino acids)
Source: RefSeq, a predicted model, not a curated record
CUACUCUACUGUACGUUUGGGCGGACAGCCACGAUGGAGAACGAGAGAACGUACGAAUUACCUAGCUUGUUGAAAACGGCGUACUACGCUUGCAAUGAGAUCGAGCGUGACAGUUUUGACUCACUGGAGGUACCGGACAUCGAUAUGCGACAUUGUUGCGAGUCCUUGUUCGAAAUAUUUAAAAUCGACAAAAAACGAAACGAGAAUAACGAAAGGCGGACAAUGUUCAGCAGGUUGCAGUUCUCCAUCAACGACAAGAAGUUUAAAAACAUAUGCGAGCAGGCAGCGUCCAAUGGCCACCUGAAUUGUAUGAAACUCGCUCGCGAGAUCGGUAUCCCUUGGGACGAAAUGUCCAGAGGGAACGAUAAGGCAUGUGACCGGGCUGCCAGGUCGGGAUAUCUGGAGUGCCUAAUAUACGCCCGGGAAAACGGGUGUCCAUGGGACCAGUCAACAUGUAUCAACGCCGCGAUAGGUGGACAUUUGGACUGUUUGGUAUACGCCCGGGAAAACGGGUGCCCGUGGGGCGAGCGGACAUGCGAACACGCCGCGUUGAACGGACACAAGGACUGCCUAGUUUACGCAUGGGAAAAUGGGUGCCCGUGGAAUGUGGAAACAUGCGGAAACGCCGCGCUGUACGGUCACUUGGACUGCCUUGUUUACGCACGGGAAAACGGGUGCCCUUGGGACGAGCGGACAUGCAACAACGCCGCGUUAAACGGACACAAGGGCUGCCUAGUUUACGCACGGGAAAAUGGGUGCCCGUGGAAUGUGGAAACAUGCGGAAACGCCGCGCUGUACGGUCACUUGGACUGCCUUGUUUACGCACGGGAAAACGGGUGCCCUUGGGACGAGCGGACAUGCGAACACGCCGCGUUGAACGGACACAAGGACUGCCUAGUUUACGCACGGGAAAAUGGGUGCCCGUGGAAUGUGGAAACAUGCGGAAACGCCGCGCUGUACGGUCACUUGGACUGCCUUGUUUACGCACGGGAAAACGGGUGCCCUUGGGACGAGCGGACAUGCAACAACGCCGCGUUAAACGGACACAAGGGCUGCCUAGUUUACGCACGGGAAAAUGGGUGCCCGUGGAAUGUGGAAACAUGCGGAAACGCCGCGCUGUACGGUCACUUGGACUGCCUUGUUUACGCACGGGAAAACGGGUGCCCUUGGGACGAGCGGACAUGCAACAACGCCGCGUUAAACGGACACAUGGACUGCCUAGUUUACGCACAUGUAAAAGGGUGCCCUUGGGACAAGCGGACAUGCGAACACGCCGCGUAAACGGACACAUGGACUGCCUAGUUUACGCACAUGUAAAAGGGUGCCCUUGGGACAAGCGGACAUGCGAACACGCCGCGUGGAACGGCCACAAGGACUGCCUGGUAUACG